Molecule: messenger RNA, 1203 nt
Organism: Cajanus cajan (pigeon pea)
Lineage: Eukaryota; Viridiplantae; Streptophyta; Magnoliopsida; Fabales; Fabaceae
Product: 14-3-3-like protein A
Source: RefSeq, a predicted model, not a curated record
GGCAGAAACGGAAGCACAGGACGACCCAAUCCCAACCUUUCGGUUCGCCCACAAAUAAAAUAGUUAACAAAGCCCACUAUUUCUUCCUUCGAAUCACACCCACGCCCCUCCCUGCCUCUCUCUCUCUCUCUACUUUCCCACUCUCUCUUUCUCUCUCUUCCGAAUCCAGAUCCCGCAAUGGCCAGCGCUCCCUCCCCACGCGAAGAGUUCGUGUACAUGGCGAAGCUGGCGGAGCAAGCCGAGCGCUACGAGGAGAUGGUCGAGUUCAUGGAGAAGGUCUCCGCCGCCGUCGAGAACGAGGAGCUCACCGUCGAGGAGAGGAACCUCCUCUCCGUCGCCUACAAGAACGUCAUCGGCGCCAGGCGCGCCUCCUGGCGCAUCAUCUCCUCCAUCGAGCAGAAGGAGGAGAGCAGAGGCAACGAGGACCACGUCGCCGUCAUCCGCGACUACCGAUCCAAGAUCGAGGCUGAGCUUUCCAACAUCUGCGACGGAAUCCUCAAGCUCCUCGACUCGCGCCUCGUUCCCUCCGCCGCUGCUGGCGACUCCAAGGUCUUCUACCUCAAGAUGAAGGGCGACUACCACAGGUACCUCGCCGAGUUCAAGACUGGCGCCGACCGCAAGGAGGCCGCUGAGAGCACGCUCUCCGCCUACAAAUCUGCUCAGGACAUUGCAAAUACCGAGCUGCCUCCAACUCACCCUAUCAGGCUGGGUCUUGCUCUGAACUUCUCUGUGUUUUACUAUGAGAUUCUUAACUCUCCUGACCGGGCGUGCAGUCUUGCAAAACAGGCCUUUGAUGAGGCGAUUGCUGAAUUGGAUACACUGGGAGAGGAAUCAUACAAGGAUAGCACUUUGAUCAUGCAACUUCUUCGUGAUAACCUUACCCUCUGGACCUCUGACAUGCAGGAUGAUGGUGCAGAUGAAAUUAAAGAAGCCGCACCUAAAGGUGACGGGGAACAAAAUUAAACAUACCAUACUGCUAAUUAGUCAUUGAACUUCCCUUAUGUGUUUUUAAAGGGUGAAGAUGCUGAUUGCUAAUCUCGAUGUUACUGAGAUUUUAGGCAUUCAUGAUCUUCGUUAUGAAUUCUGGAUGUACUGGGGCUAUUUUAGUUUGUCCUUCCAUUUGUACGCGUUUCUGAAUUGCCUAUUUUCUUAAUGACACUGAAAUUUCCAUUAAAUAUAUUCUCUUUAGAAAACUCGGCAUCA